AUGAAGUUCACUGGAUUGACCAUUUCGCUCGCCCUGGCUGGUUUGGGCCACUCUGCUGCUCUUCCCGUUCUCGGAAACGUUGCGGAUCCCGUUUCUGGCAUCGCGAGCGCCGUUAGUGGUGUCACCGGCUCCGCUGCUGAAAUUGUUACGCCCAUCACCUCUACCGCUGGCGGCCUGACUGGCAACAUAAAGCGAGACGAUGCUGCUGCUCCAGGUGGGACUGUCGAGACUAUUCCAAGCCUUGCCAAUAGCGCUGUCGCCAUUGUUGGUAGUGCUGUUAGUACCGGUGAAAGCUUCGUUUCUCGUGCCGGUGCAGCCACAAAACGUCAGCUCAACGACCUCGUUGGAAGCACUCUCGGAAGUGCCGUUCCCGCCAUUAUUCAAGACGCUAAAGCUGGCGGCCUGGCAAGUGCAACGAAGCGCGAUGGAACUGCCGCACUUGGGGGGACUGUUGAUGCCAUUCCUGGCCUUGCCAGUAGCGGUGUCGCUAUUGCUGGAAGUGCCGUUGGUGCUGGUGAGAGCCUUCUCUCUGGUGUCGCUGGUACCGCAGAGAACGCUGUUGGCCGUAAUUAG
Messenger RNA from Penicillium digitatum Pd1, 573 nucleotides. RefSeq lists its product as uncharacterized. The record is from RefSeq and is a predicted model, not a curated record. Lineage: Eukaryota; Fungi; Ascomycota; Eurotiomycetes; Eurotiales; Aspergillaceae.